Diaporthe amygdali is the source of this 459-nucleotide messenger RNA. RefSeq lists its product as uncharacterized. The transcript is spliced from 2 exons. Lineage: Eukaryota; Fungi; Ascomycota; Sordariomycetes; Diaporthales; Diaporthaceae. The record is from RefSeq and is a predicted model, not a curated record. The coding region runs from base 1 to 459 and encodes 152 amino acids.
AUGUGGAGCUGCCAGUCAGCAGCUGAGCAGGAUAUCGGGGACAGUCUCUUGCCUCGUACACCGACAGUCCAGAGUGCUGGAUACCUCGGUGUAUCGUGUGCGCGGUGUGUGCGGUGCGACGGUGAUGACAUCGAGAAUUUCGAUGGUUGCACGCCGCUUCGGGAGGGACUGUGGGGCCUGAGAAACCCGAGUCGUGGCCCGACUCGAGAUCUACUUGGCAGGCCAAAGACCAAGAGAUCCAAGUUCCAAGACUUCCAAGACUUCCAAGCGUCCAAGACGGCCAAGCUGGCCAAGCAACAGAUCAAGCUUCGGGCCCAAGAGCUCCCAAGACAAUCCGUCUCACUCAGCACAUGGAUCCAAAAGCUUGACUGUGACCGCAGCGGCCUGGAACGGCAACAGCUGCUGCUGCCCUCGCAAUCGUGCCAUCGUCUGCGGAUCUCCACGCACCAUUCUGGAUGA